Molecule: messenger RNA, 615 nt
Organism: Alternaria atra
Lineage: Eukaryota; Fungi; Ascomycota; Dothideomycetes; Pleosporales; Pleosporaceae
Exons: 1
Coding region: 1-615 (204 amino acids)
Source: RefSeq, a predicted model, not a curated record
AUGGCGCACACCUUAGUCGAACCCGAACAAAACGCAAAAAACGGAGUCUUGGAACCUUUGCCGAAGGACCGAAACACAGUCCUUCGACCAGAAGAAAACCCCAACGGCUCUCUUCCAACCUCACCUAUACCUCCAGAGUCAUCACACGAUGUCAGAUUUCCAUCUCCGACACUAUGUAAACCUAUCAGGUCUCCUCAAGUGGCACCUACGUCUAUCCCCGCAACUCUUACAUCAGAUGCUGAAUUCCGGAUUAUCGAAGCCGAACUUACAAAUUGUGAAAUGACCCGCGAAGCGCUAGCACGACGUGAAGCUGUACUUCAAGAACGAAAAGCGGAGAUAGUUCGAGAAAACAAGAUGCGCCUGGACAAAGAGGUACGCGACUUGGCGAUGGGAGAUGAAGAGGAAGAUAUGAACGAGGGAUUGUACAUGCGCGAGGUGCAGAGAAGAAUAGAAGCAAAACUUCAGAGGGCAGAUGGGAACACGAAUGAAGCAAUGGAGAAGAAGGUACAGCAAGUAGAGGAAGUAAAAGAGGCUAAAGUCGUUCCCGUCAGUGCACCAGAGCGGAGACGACUUGCGCAUCUUACGUUGCUUAAGAACGAUCCUAGGCUUGGCUGA